CAUGUUGAAACUGUUGGACAUCUUUUGAAGUCACUUUAAUCAUUUACUCAUCUCUACUUUAGUAUAGAUUACUAGGUCUCUUAUUGCUUCGGAAGUCUCGGAAUAUAGCAAGACAGAUGUAGCGAACGCUAGCUAGCAAGAUUGUCGAGUGAGCUGGCUUCAUAACUCAGCACAGAUAAUUCUGUGUGUGUGCAGCAUAUUAAAAGGUUCAGAAACGUUCUUGCCGUGACGCUCUUUGCGUGCUAGAAAAGAAACCUAGGAAUGAGUAUCCGGGCAUUGUGGAUAAUAACUCAAGAGAAGGGGCAAUCUGGAACAGUGCGCUUUUCAAAACGGUACCCCACAGUUGAGCGUCGUGCCAAAUCUCUGGCGGGGCCUCAGUAUGUGGCUGUCCCAGAGGACUGUAACAUUCUGCACCCUCUCAUGACAGAACUGGGCCUCACCGAUCCCGACAAGCCCUUUGUGGUGACCCGGGAUGACUGUGCCCGUCCCCAGCGCUCCCCGGCCCUGGAGCUGCGUCUGGAGGGCCGGGGCGGGGGGGUCCUGUGGCCCUUGCUGGCCAUCGCUCAGGGAGGGCUGAUCCUGGCCUGUCUGCCCCUGGUGGACGCCCCCCCCGAGCCACGGCCCCCCCUCCCCAGCCUGGCCUCCGUGUCCCAGGGCCUGUCCCUGCUGGCAGGGCUUCAGAACUGCCUGUGUGGCGCCGGGGGCAAGCCAGAGGGGGAGGCACUGGCAUCCCGCCUUGCCCUCCUGCCCUCCAUCCUGCUGCAGGUCUGCCCCCUUGGCACCCCGCUGGACUCCCCCCAGAUGGGCGCACCCCACCCCAACACCAACCACAGCCCGGCAGGGGCGCAGAAGCAGCCGGCGUGGAAGGCGGGCGUGCACCGGGGGCGGGCAGUGGUAAACGUGGCGCUGAGCGAGAUGGUGCGCUCCAUGCAGUACGGCAGCCGCAGCAAGCAGGACCUGUGGGAUGUCCACGGGAGCGUCACCUGCAAGUGCGAGGUGGAGGGGGUCCUGCCCAAUGUGACAGUGACUCUCACACUGCCGCCCAACGGCUCGCCGCUGCAGGACAUCCUGGUCCACCCCUGCGUGACCUCGCUGGACGCCAGCAUCCUGACUGCCAGCAGCGUGGAUGACAACGAUGGCUCCGCCUUCUCUGGGCCCUACAAAUUCCCCUUCUCACCCCCGCUGGAGUCCUUCCGCCUCUGCAGUUACACCUCACAGGUGCCAGUGCCUCCUAUCUUGGGGUCCUACCAGCUGAAAGAGGAGCAGGGCCAGCUCAGAGUGAACGUGAGCCUGAAACUCCAUGAGAGUGUGAAGAACAGCUUUGAGUACUGUGAGGCGCACCUGCCCUUCUUCAACAGGGGCCAGGUGGUCAGUGUGGAUGUGAAGGUGAGCUCUGGCCAGCUGGAGGUGUCCAAGGAGAAGGGCCUGCUGGUUUGGGUGCUGGGUCAGAAGUUUCCCAGAUGUCGGGAGGUGACACUAGCAGGCACUGUGAGUUUUUCAGCACAGUCAUCAGGCCCGACUGACCCCCUUUGCACAGGUCUGACUGCCUACAUAAAAAUGUAUUUCCGAGUGCUGGACCUGACUCUGUCUGGAUGCUGUGUGGAUCAGCACUCUGUGCAGGUGUACUCCACAGCAAAGCCUCGCAUCACCUCCUCCCGCGAGCUGGUGUCCUCCGAGUACUACAUUUGGAAUUCCACUGGGGACGCGCCCGUUUCCUCAGGACUCUUGAUGGUGUAGCACAGCAGGGAGGAUGCUGAAGUGCUGGGACAGAGACAGAGGGGUGCUGCCCUGCCGGUGGAGAGACUGAGGAGGCAGCAUUUAGAGUGCUGUGGCUCCACCCCUGCCUGGACUCCCUCCAGGGGUGUCCGAUUGCAUCAACCAACAGACCAUCCUCAGGGACAUCAGUGACUUGUGCACGUGUGUUUUACGGGUUUAAAGUUUAGUGACGGGUGGAGUGCCAAGGCAAAAUGAAGUGAGCUGAAUUUUCAGAUGAGUAAGCAGUUUGCCUGCCCCUAGAGUUACAAAAUGGUUUCUAUGGGGUUCUUAUAUAGGUAACUGCCUUUUAUUCAAGUGUGAGCUUAUUUUCUCCUCAGGGCCACAGGAUGCCCUUAGUCUGAGACCUAAGGGCAAAAAAUUGCUUGACUUUGGUCCAGCAGA
Molecule: messenger RNA, 2157 nt
Organism: Megalops cyprinoides (Indo-Pacific tarpon)
Lineage: Eukaryota; Metazoa; Chordata; Actinopteri; Elopiformes; Megalopidae
Gene: ap5m1
Product: adaptor related protein complex 5 subunit mu 1
Exons: 8
Coding region: 262-1737 (491 amino acids)
Biological process (GO): endosomal transport
Cellular component (GO): late endosome; cytosol; lysosome
Source: RefSeq, a predicted model, not a curated record